AUGGCUGUGCGCUUCUCCACCGUCGCGGUGCUCCUGCUGGUGGUCGCCGGCGCACAGGGCGCCACCGACCCCAUGCGGACCAAGGGGCGCCAGGAGUCGGCCACUCCGACCUCCACGGCCGCGUCGGCGCCGGCCGCGGCCACCACGGCGGCGCCCGCACCCGCAGCCUCCGCGUCGACCGGGCCCUCGGCGCCGACCUCGGCCGGGCCGUCGGCCGGCGAGGAGCCCCCGUCAGGGCUGUCCGCGCCCGACGGCGACUGUGACCCGGACAAUAUCGGCUUCGAGCUCAUCACGGGCUACGUGUUCUCGGCGCCCAACGACCUCCUGGACUCGCUGCCGGGCACCCUCAUGCUGACCGACUGCCUCGAGGCCUGCCAGGGCAACGACUCGUGCCAGGCCGUCAACUACGAGACGGGCCUCUGCGUCCUGUUCAGCUCCAACGCCGACACCUACCCCGGCGCCCUCAGCAGGUCGCAGUUCCCCGUGUUCACGAUCUACGCCCAGAAGAGCUGUCUCGGCGUCAAGCCCUGCGAGCGUGCCUGGUGCUUCGACCGCGUGCAGGGAUACCAACUGUCGGGAUUCACGCGAAAGCAGACGCCGGCAGCGUCGCGGCAGGAGUGCCUGGAGCUGUGUCUGGGCGAACGAGAAUUCCCCUGCAGGUCCGCCAACUACCACAACAACACCGGCGAGUGCUCGCUCUCCGACAUGGACCGCCUGACGGUGGCCGGGUCGGGCGCCUUCCGGCCGGCGCAGGACACCGACUACCUGGAGAACAACUGCGUGGAGGAGCCCGUCAAGCUGUGCGAGUUCCGCAAGGUGGCGGGCCGCAUCCUCAAGACGGUGGACUCGGUCUACCAGGAGGUGGGCUCGGCGGACGAGUGCCGCGAGCUGUGCCUCAACUCGCCGUACCGCUGCCACUCGUACGACUACGGCGACACCGGCGAGCUGGUCUGCCGACUCAGCCACCACUCCAGGGCCACCCUCGCCGACAUCCAGGACCCCUACCUGGACGUGCCCGAGGCCUCGACUUACGAGCUGAGCGCGUGCUACAACGUGAGCGUGGACUGCCGCUCCGGCGACAUGGUGGCGCGCAUCAAGACCAGCAAGCUCUUCUCCGGCAAGAUCUACGCCAAGGGCUCGCCCAACUCGUGCGUGCAGGACGUGCAAGGCUCGCUCGACUUCGAGCUGCGCAUGGCCUACGACGACGUCGAGUGCAACGUCAAGCACCAGGGCCUGGGCCGCUACCUCAACGACGUCGUCAUCCAGCACCACGACACCAUCGUCACCAGCUCGGACCUGGGGCUGGCCGUCACCUGCCAGUACGACCUCACCAACAAGAGCGUCUCCAACGAGGUGGACCUGGGCGUGCGCGGCGAGGUCCGACCGGUGCUCACCGAGGAGGUCAACGUGGACUCGCCCAACGUGGCCAUGAAGAUCACCGACCGGCGGGGCAGCGAGGUGCUGCCCGCGGCCGAGGUGGGCGACCCGUUGGCGCUCCGCUUCGAGAUCCUGGACCGCCACUCGCCCUACGAGAUCUUCGUCCGGGAGCUGGUCGCCAUGGACGGCGUCGACUCGUCCGAGAUCGUCCUCAUCGACUCCAACGGCUGCCCCACCGACCACUUCAUCAUGGGCCCCCUCUACAAGUCCGUCGAGUCCGGCAAGGUGCUGCUGUCCUACUUCGACGCCUUCAAGUUCCCCUCGUCCGAGGUGGUGCAGUUCCGCGCCCUGGUCACGCCCUGCCUGCCCGCCUGCGAGCCCGUGCAGUGCGACACGGAGGACUCGUCGGGAGAGCUGCGCUCCGUGCAGUCCUUCGGGCGCAGGCGGCGGCGGCGCUCCACGUCCUCGACGGCCGUGUCCAGCCCCAGCGCGCGCGAGGACCUGCUGCUCGUGCAGAGCAUCCGCAUCAUGGACAAGUUCGGCUUCGACCCCAGCAAGCUGGCGGGCAACGCAAGCGAGAGCAGCACGGUGUUCGUGUCCGAGGACGGCUCGGCCGCCGUGUGCGUCAACCUGGCGGGCGUCGUGGUGGCGGGCAUCGUGUUCCUGGCCGCGCAGCUGGCCGUCAUCGCCGUGUGGACGUGCGUGUGGCAGCGCCGGCGCGGCAGCAAGCAGCGCCACCUCGACGCCAUGGACGGCAUGUCCGUCAGCGUGCCCUCCAUGCACUCGGGCCACGCCGGCAGCCACAGCAGCCACGGCAGCAGCCACGUCUCGCGCACCGACUCGCUGUGCAAGCUGUACGACACGGGCUACGCGCGCCGCUUCUAGGCCCAGCCGCUCCGAGGCCAGCCCGCCAAGCUCCCAGGCCAGACUCCACCCUGCGGUCGCGUGACCCGGCUGUGGACUCGGGGCCUUUGAGCUCGGCUUUGGCUGAGGCUUUGGCCCAGGCUUUGGCCGAGGCUUUGACC
Thrips palmi is the source of this 2402-nucleotide messenger RNA. RefSeq lists its product as uncharacterized. The record is from RefSeq and is a predicted model, not a curated record. NCBI's taxonomy places the organism in Eukaryota, Metazoa, Arthropoda, Insecta, Thysanoptera, Thripidae. The coding region runs from base 1 to 2262 and encodes 753 amino acids. The transcript has 6 exons.